Molecule: messenger RNA, 5812 nt
Organism: Brienomyrus brachyistius
Lineage: Eukaryota; Metazoa; Chordata; Actinopteri; Osteoglossiformes; Mormyridae
Product: rho GTPase-activating protein 27-like
Exons: 18
Coding region: 2758-4923 (721 amino acids)
Biological process (GO): regulation of GTPase activity; signal transduction
Cellular component (GO): cytoplasm
Molecular function (GO): protein binding
Source: RefSeq, a predicted model, not a curated record
UGAAUAUAUUCAGUCUAGCGAAAGACAUCUCUGAUGGGGUUCAGACUCUUCAGAUAAAAGAUACUGCAAUCAGCCUGUCACGUCUUUUAAGUUUUGUUGAUGAUUGACAAGAACAGUCCCUAGUUUGAUGCAUGUUCUUUUAUUAUUGGCGUUUAACAGCAUGUUUUUUUCCUGCAUGUCAAAAAAGGGUAUAAUACAAGGAGGUGAUGUGAUACUGUUGUCUUGUUGUAUUGGCAUUCGGUUCUAUGUCGUGUUCUAACAGCUGAUAUCUGGAAUUUUGUUUCAUGUAAACUGUACUCAAGUUUUUUUUUUUAGUGGACUUAUUGGACUGUUCUGGCGCAAAGUAUCAAUUAAAAUGUAACUGCAGGCACAUGAGCAAACUGGCUGUGCUGAUCAGACAAAUUCCGUCAAGGUAGAAACUAAAAUUAAAGAGGAACGACUGAAAUGCAAAAUGCAGGAAGCACACACGUUCCACACAAACCAAGCUCCGCUUUCGCACCUAUCAGGCGGCGACUCGCAGGAAGCUGCCGUCUUGUCAGCUGACCGGCAGAGCCAUCACUGGCCCCUGGACAAGAAGGCCGGGCACAUGGGAACGGCAGGAGUCCUCAGCACUGCCAACCCAUCAGAUACUUGGGAAUUCAGAGCCAUGAGGAUGAUGUAAUAGCGGGGAGAUUCAGAGCUGGUCAAAGAGCCGACUGUCUGCUCCAUGGCGUGAUUCUGGCCCCAUUUAGCUCACUUGUUUGCUGGGUGGUGGUGAAUGCGGUUAUGUAACAAAGCACGCGGCCGGCCCAAGACCCUGGUGCCAGCGUCGAGAGCCCAGGCCGGUCGCACUCUGUCACCUCUCUACUCCCACACCCUCUGAGGCUCGGGGCAGGAGGGGGUUAACAUCUGGGUGUCCCUCGCUGCCUUGCUAUGCUCCUCACGCACGCCUUACCACUCUCUUGUGGCUCUCCCCUUUAAGCACAGCUGUUGUUCACAGAGAAAAGGGGGGGGGGAGAGUGCUCUCUGCACUUUCAUUUUCAGAGAAAAGGUGGUUCCCAGACUUCUUCACUCUUAGAACUUUCUCUUUUUUUGUUGGUUCUUCACCAGAGGGAGAAGUGAGAUUCAGACAUAAACGGUCAAAAAUAAAAAAUACACCUGAAGAGGAAUUAAAUGAGUUGAUGGGCAACGCUGUGUUACAUCCAGUGUAUGUCUGUCUAGGGUUACAAGGCUGUACACAUAAAAAUAGUGCAUGAGUGCUGUUAUUAAACAUGUAAUCUAGGUCAAACAAAAACAUACGAUUUCCUAUAUAUCUGGCAUCACAACCACAAAUGAACAAAACACUCCGACCAUAUUGAUAGUGAUCUAACCUGAUCUAACUAACCUACUUAAAACAAAAAGAGACGCUGUUUGGACCCCUAACAAAGGUGGUCCUCACUCUGGAUACUGAGCGCUGUGCUGAGCGCGUGGUGCAGUAAUUAAAACAGACAGGGAGGACCUGUCCAAAAGGCCCGAUUCAGCACAGAGUGGCUUAAGAUGCCCCCAUCUUCAGUCUCUUCAACCAGGACACACUAGCAGAGACAAAAUCGUGAAAAGAAAUUUUUAUAAAUAACAUUAUCUGUCCAGUCCCUCCCAUGCAAACUUAACUUAAACAGGCAUGUAAGUCAAUUAGAUGCUUAGCCAAAUGCUGCUUUAGUGAAUUAAAUCAUCUGUAUAAAAUGGUGAUGAAAUAUAUGUGUGAGGUAUGUUGCAAAAAUAUGUGUGGUGGCUUGCGGUACCAUUCUGGCAUGCUGUUCUUUGGACAGGACCAGCUAGAUUGGUAAUGCUAGCCUGCUAGCCUGGUGGCACUCACAGGAGGUCUAACGGAGACACUCGGAGCAGCUUGCUGCAGGGUUUUAAUAACCUGGCCACGAAUGGGUCGGUAAAACGUGACGUCCGCAUAACAGCAGCAGCAACAUCUAUCUGCUGCCCUCUGUUGGUGAUUAAGUCAUGUGAUGAAAGCUGUGUCCUUCCUGGUUUGUGUGGGUGUGUCGGCGUGAAACCCGGAGGAUUUUGCAGCCAUCUUUGUAACCCCAGUCAGAGUGUACAGUUAGAAUUGGUUCUCCUUCUUGAGACAGAUGAGAAGUUUCAAUUGAGAAAGACGUGCUCCACCCACGGAAUGAUUCUGCUACUGACAAACCUGCAUUCCACAAUCUUACCCUGGCUGCAUCUCAGGUUUUAGACAUUUUUCCUGUAUGCAGUCGAUAAGAGGCUAAUGCAAGAAUGUAUGUUCUGCGCUAGUUUGUAGUAUCUAUACUCCACAACCUGAAUAGUAAAAUCAGCCAUUAUCUUUAAUACCUGUUUUUUAAUCUGAGAGUUUGGCAUUACUGAGACUUAACACCUUCAUGUACAUUCAGAGGGGUUAUCAAAGAAGUCUAGGCACCAAAGAGUUUUCAGGCUGGUUCAAUGGAAGGUGAUUUCUGCACUUCAGCUUUAGCAAAUAAUAAAAAAACUAACAUAACAUCCUAAAAUAUUAGCUUCGAUGUCAGCACUUCCUUUUACAAAGCUUGCAGGAAAUGGAGAUGACCUGUCCUCUCUUUCUCUUGCUAUGUCACUCCCUCUUACGCUUGUUUGAGAUCUAACCAAAGAGGCAGUUCUCUUUUUUUCUGUUUAUACCAGCGGAUGCCACUAUUGGCUGGGAGCUGAGGACGCUGCUGAUUGUGUGGCUGUGUCUGCGUGAGGUAGUGAGGGUUCGGCGGGGUUACUUUUGUUCGCGGUCGGCUGUCUCUCCAGGACAGCAUGGUCGACGUGAUGUUUGGGGAUCGUGGUAGUUUCAGGCCCAGAGCCAUGACCCUUCCUGUGAGCAACCAGGCUAAUGCUGAGAGCUCAGAGAUUGCAGUUUACGUCAACAUAGAGGCACUCCGGAAGAACAUCCACCAAUCACCCCCCGCACCUGCCGUGCUUCCACACCAGUCCCUGGACUCCGAGGGAUGGGAGGUACACACUGACCAGGAGAGCGGACAAGAAUAUUAUUACAACCCUGUAACUAGACAGACCACCUGGGAAAAUCCCUUUGCCCCUCACACGGACCCUGAGUUCUACCUAGAGGAUCUUCCCCCACCCUCGCCGACCUACUCCCCUCCCUCAGCUGAUUUUAUAGACUCCAACUGGGAGAAGAUAUUUGAUGAGAGCAGCGGUUGCCACUAUUUCUACAACCACGUGACUAAGGAGACGUCUUGGGAUCCCCCAGAAGAGCUUCCUCCUCCUUCCAUGGAACCACUGGAUACGCAAACGUUCAGGCAGGAUGGGCCCCCCCCACUACCUGAGGAGGAUUAUCUUGACAGUCCCCAGGAGACCGGGCUGGUGUUGACCUUUCCUAAAGAAUGUCAUUUCACCCGAAAUGUCAUCCCACGAGCCAGCUUGGACCCUGGCACUCCUCCGGGCUGGACGCAGUCUGUGGACCCAGAUGGCCUGCUGGUCUUCACCAGCGAUAUCACGCAGGAACAGUGGAUCAAGUCUGUGGAUGACAGGGGUCAGACCUACUACUACCUAAGGGAUGGAUCCAAAUCUCAAUGGAACUUGCCGGAGCUUUCUAUGACCAGCCAGCUCAGGAUGGGGAAUGGCGUGAAUCAGGAGGGUGCGUCAGUGUUCAAGAACUGGAGGCACACAGUGGACCCGUCCCAGUUCAGCUCAUCACAUGACGACUUGCAGAAGUUCCUCCCGACUCACAAGAGGAACGUCUCUGAUCAUGACAGCGAUGCAUCCAGUUCAGGAAAUUCCUCUGAGCAGCAGCAUCAUCCGUACAGGUUCAGGCAUCGGAGGAAUCCCUCCGUUCAGAGCUACGAGCUUCAGCAGCACAAUAUUUUAGAAAAGGCUGGAAUUCUCAACAAAACCAAGGUCUCUGAGAAUGGGAAAAAGUUAAGGAAAAACUGGACUCCGUCUUGGACUGUACUUCAUGGGGGAAUUCUGACUUUUCACAAAGACCCUAAAUCUGUCCCAGCAGGAUCCUCGAACAAGAUAAAUCAAAUAGCCCCUGAGUUCACCGUGGAGCUACGAGGGGCGACGAUAUCCAGGGCUUCGAGAGACAAGUCCAGCAAGAAAAAUGUCCUGGAGCUGAAGACGCGGACGGGGGCUGAGUUUCUGAUGCAGUAUGACACCGAAAGCACCAUCAGCGACUGGCAUAGGGCAAUUGCAGAAACAAUUCAACAGCUGGAGUUGCACUCCUAUGAAGAAGAGGACGGGGAUAGCUUGAGAAAGUCUGUCAACAAGCCAGGUGCUCUGGUCACAGAUCCAGAGCAGAAGAAAGUGCGAACAAAACUCCUCAAAUUCUUGCAGAAACGACCCACACUGCAGUCCGUCAAGGAGAAGGGUUAUAUCAAAGAUAAUGUAUUUGGAUGCCCUUUGGUGACGCUGUGUGCCCAGGAGAGAACCACUAUCCCCAGAUUUGUAGAAAAGUGCAUUAAUGCAGUGGAAAAAAGAGGUUUGGACAUUGAUGGACUUUAUCGAGUUAGCGGGAACCUCGCCGUCAUUCAGAAGCUGCGACACAAGGCAGAUCACGACGAACUAGACCUGGAGGAUGGGCAGUGGGAGGACGUUCAUGUCAUCACUGGUGCUCUGAAGCUCUUCUUCCGAGAGCUGCCUGAGCCUCUCUUCCCUUACAGUUAUUUUAACAACUUCAUCGCAGCCAUCAAAAUUUCUGAUUACAACGAGAAGGUAGCCUACAUGUCUCAGCUAGUGAAAUCUCUCCCUGCACCCAACCAUGAUACAAUGGAGCUUCUCUUUAGCCAUUUACGCAGAGUUAUUGAAUACGGGGAGGCGAACCGCAUGUCAGUUCAGAACGUGGCCAUCGUCUUCGGACCCACGCUGCUGAAACCUGAGACGGAAUCUGCCAAUAUCACGAUGUACAUGGUAUUCCAGAACCAGAUUGUGGAACUUAUCUUGAACGAGUACAACAGCAUCUUUUAAGUACACCGAAUUCCUUCCUCCCCUCAACUUCAGCAACUUUGAUGAUGUUUAUAAGGGUCGCCAAGACAACGAUUGGAAGCUUGUUUAGAGACUGCAGAGGCUGGGGGGGUCUGUAUUGAGGGGGUCAGGCGGUGUGCAACAGCACUGUGAUUCCAGCACUUGGUCCUGUAAUCUUAUCUUCACCUUUAUAUAUUUGGUUUUGAACCAGAACUUUCUGUGACAAACCACAUCAAGUGGUAGCACUCCCUUCCUCCCCUACCUCACUGUCAGUUCAUAUGCUAUUAACUGCAUGGAUUUUGUUUCUGAAUGAGUUGUUUACUUUUAACUGUCAUCUUUAGUCCAUUUCCUGCUGGUGACUCUCCACCAGCUGAAGACGCUGUGAUAUUUCAGAUCAUUAUGCAGGGAGUCGCCACAUCUUAAAAUGCUGAAGUUUUUGCUAACCUUUAGGAACAUGCUAAAACAGACAUUCAGUACAAGCUAUUGAACAGUUUUUAUGUAGUUGUAUCUGCAUUGUAACUAAAGAAUUAGUUUUUUUCCACCACAGUAUAGAAAGGAUUUUGUAAAUUUAAUUUUUAUAAUUUUUUUUUAUGUAAACAGGCAGCUGUACAGUUGUGCCUAAUUAAAUUUUAAAGCAGUGUUUAUGACCACAAUCUUGUUUGUAAUAUUUAAAUAAUAUAUUAAUUGUGAAUGAAGAGCAGAAUAUAGAUGUACAGUUUGUUAGCAUUAAUGUUACGGAAGUUUAGAAGAGUCAAAAUCAGCACCAGUUAAAGGCGAGUAACAAUGUUACAAGGAUGGAGUCUGUCAUUGUAAAUAAAUAUUUACUUUGUAUAAGAGCUGUAAUGUAAGUUUCGUCUUUUUAAUUAAAAAUGACCUGAUAAUGAAUAUCAAA